Messenger RNA from Apaloderma vittatum (bar-tailed trogon), 488 nucleotides. RefSeq names its product EF-hand calcium binding domain 1 (gene CLXN). Gene Ontology annotation, molecular function: calcium ion binding. The transcript is spliced from 4 exons. The annotation marks the transcript as partial. The record is from RefSeq and is a predicted model, not a curated record. NCBI's taxonomy places the organism in Eukaryota, Metazoa, Chordata, Aves, Trogoniformes, Trogonidae.
UGUUCCGCACUUUUGAUAAAGACAACAAUAGCAGCAUCGGUGUGGUGGAGUGGGUGGAAGGACUAGCCAUACUUCUCCGGGGGACACUUGAAGAAAAGAUUAAAUAUUGUUUUGAGGUUUACGAUCUGAAUGGUGAUGGAUAUAUUUCAAGAGAGGAAAUGUUUCGAAUGCUGAAAAACAGCCUUAUCCAACAACCACCAGAAGAAGAUCCUGAUGAAGGAAUUAAGGACUUGGUCGACAUAGCACUGAAGAAAAUGGACUAUGAUCAUGAUGGCAAGCUUUCUUUUAUGGACUUUGAAAAAGCAGUCAGAGAUGAAAAUCUUCUCUUAGAAGCCUUUGGACCAUGUUUGCCAGACAUAAAGAGCAGAAUGGCAUUUGAAGAGAAAACUUUCCAAGAAGCUCGUAAACCAUCUUUCCAAGUGGAAUACUCUUGUAAGAGUUUUUUCUUCACCAUUCUUCAUGGCAUAGUAAAGACAGGAGCAGCUUGA